GAUGACAGUUGUACUGAGGAACACACUCGGUGUCGUAGAUUACAUUGUGAUCGUUGUAAUUCUCCUGAUCUCGAUCGCCAUUGGGAUUUAUUUUUCCUUGACUGGGGGUCACCAGCGCACGACCAAGGAGUAUCUUCUAGCCGACAAGAAGAUGAAUCUGCUCCCCGUCACGCUGUCUUUGAUCGUCUCGUAUUACUCCGCCAUCUCUAUCCUCGGCUAUCCCGCCGAGGUCUUUCUUUACGGUUCUCAGCUGGCCUUGUUUAAUAUUUCGUCCAUAGUGUCCUUCGUGAUAGUGGCAGUGUUCUUUAUCCCCUUCAUCCGGGGCCUGAGGCUGGUGAGCGCCUUCCAGUAUGUGAAGCGGCGCUAUAAAUCUAGAGCUGUGCAGAAGUUAUCUUCAGGUCUUGGAAUACUGGUGACGGUCUUCUAUCUGGGCACUGCUACAUAUGCCCCUGCAUUGGCAAUAGAGGCAGUGACUGGUGUCCCGUUGUGGGCUAGCAUCGUAGUCAUCAUGGCCGUGUCUACUUUAUAUACCUCUCUGGGCGGAAUGAAGGCAGUGCUGUGGACGGACGCUCUUCAGUUCUUUAUCAUGAUUGCAGGAAUCCUGGUCGUGCUCAUAAAGGGUUGGGUGACGAUAGGCGGGCCGACCAUAAUGUGGGAAACCAGUGUGGCAGGACAGAGGGCAAACUUCUUUGAUUUUGAUCCCUCUCCAACCACACGCCAUACUUUCUGGGGUAUCGUUGUCGGUGGCACGUGCUUGGGCGUCAUCCACAACUGUUUCUCUCAGGCCAAUGUCCAGAGAAUAUCGUCUGUCAAAUCUGACCGGCAAGCUAGAAUUGCCUUGUUGGCUAAAACUCCAUUCUACUUGCUUCUAACCAUCCCGCUGUUAUUGAUUUCCUUCACUGUCUACACCUACUACGUGCAACUGCGCUGCAAUCCAGUGAAAGAGAAGAUCAUAACUAGUGCUAACCAGCUCCUUCCCCAUUUCGUGAUGGAGGUGAUGGCCGACCUCCCCGGCAUACCAGGCCUCUUCGUGUCCUCUCUGCUGUCAGGCUCCCUCAGUUCGAACUCGUCUUCUUUAAAUGGCAUUGCUGCUUUGGCUUGGGAGGACUUUUUUAAAGACAUUAAUUUUCUUGCAAAGCGAGCAGAAAAGACUCGGGCGCUGAUCAGUAAAUUGACAGUUGUGGUGGCUGGCUGCGUUGGGACUGCAAUUGCCUUUCUUGCAGCCAAAAUGGGAGGCCCGAUCAUGCAGAUUUCCCUUUCGCUCUUUGGUUCAGUGAAUGGGCCACUCUCUGGAAUUUUCCUGCUUGGAGCGCUGUUUCCGUGGGCAAAUUGGAUUGGUGCAUUUACUGGUGGUCUGUGUGGAAUAGUAAUGUGUGCCUGGACAAUAUGUGGCUCUAUGGUCCACAAGGUCCACUCCUACAGUCCGCCUGUCCCAGCAGUCCCCUCUGGAGGCUGCUUCCCUGGUAAUGCAAGUCGUCUGGGGUCCACGCUAUAUAACACUUCACUGCUGAGUUAUAUGUCAGAGACCGUGAACUCCACUGUGUAUUACCUAGAAGAUACCAUGUCUUCGGUCACUCUGGAUACAGCGACGAAUUCUACAGUGGCCAGCCUUGUAUCAAAAAGCGGACCCUUUUACAUGGGGUUGGACAACCUGUACGCCGUCUCUUACAUACACUACGCCUUGUUCGGUGUUCUAACGGUGCUGGUGGUCGGCAUGGCGGUCAGUGCAGCAACAGGCUUUACUGAUCCACAAGACGUAGACCCAGUGCUCAUUUUGCCUUUUAUAAGACGAUUCGUUUAUGGCAAAAAUUACGAGAUGAAGAUGAAAAUCGAUAUGGAAAUGGACGACACCUCUAUUAGCCUGAUGAGCGGUAGAAGGGUCCAAGAAUUCAGAGAUUCCACGAAAACUGAAAGCAGCACUUGAUGCGAGUCUUGUUGCUAUAACUAUAGUGAAAUCCUGAGUCAGGAGAUAUUUGUACAAGCCUCAGAGAGAUCGAAAAUGAGGUUUACCCAAUGUAAUAUACUGUGACAAGAACAGGAUUCAGCGGUCAACUUCACGAUUAGAUAACUGCACAGAUACUGUUAAGAAACAAAACCCGUGCCACUAAAUUUUAACUACUUUGAAUAUAUUGUAAACAAGCCCCUUAAAAAUUAAUUUGCCAUUGUAUAACAAUGCCAAUCUGUAACAUCUCUUUGGCUAGAUAACCUAGACUGAGAUAUGAUGGAAUUGUGAUCAAGACCAGUGGAUCGGACACUGUAACAAAUGUGGGAAUCAAUUAGCAGCAACUUCCAUCGGAUUUCAGUAUUGAACUUCGUCCCCUUUUACCUCGCGACACGUGACCAGUAGGCUAGUAUAUUGGUCAGCCGCAGAAUUAUUUGAAAUGAAUCUUUUACAACUCCAGUGACUUUGUUUUACAAUUCUGUGUUACGAAAGAAGAGACUCAGCAUUUUCCAUCACAUAUUAAAACUUUGUCCAGUCGUAGAUUUGACUGAAAAUGAAUGCAUUUUCCAUUAGAUUAAGUUCUUUUUAAGUUUUGAAGUUACUCUUUUCCUGUAUAUGAUAGCAAAUUUAAUAGUCACCACUUUAUAACGUUCCCGAUUACUUGAUUAAGAUUUGCCAAAUCGUACGUAGAUUUUUGUAUUUCAUAUAGAUAAGAGCGUCACAUCAAGUCGCUUCUCCAUAAAUUUGGUAGCAACUUGUCAUGAUGAUUAAACGAAUAAGUUUAUGUAAUCUUUUAAUUAAUCCAACACUAUCAAAUGCUAUAUGAUAACUAACACUAUUCUUCUACUAGAGGAACCUUUCAAUAAAAGAGGCCGCUACCGGCCAAAUUUCGGACACCAUAUAACUGCAUUGAACAAACCAGAUUAUCAACACGAUCUGUUUAUUCCACAUGAUCUGCCACAUUCAGGAUAUCGAUCCCGAUUACAUAAUAGUUACAAUGAUGGCGUGUCCACUGUUUAUAAGCUCUGGUUAAAUGUAAGCAUGAUUUUAUUGUAUCACAUUCCGUUUGUCAUCUCAUGGCCUUAUGUUGUUAGGGCGCUGGUCAAGGGUCAAGUAUGACAAUUGUAAGUGCACAUGCGGGAGCACACAAGUUGUGGAACGUGUUCCGUGUGACUGUCCGCUCACAGUGGACUUAAGAGAAAAAUUCAAUAACUUGGAGUUCAGAUCAGUUUCAGCUUUUGGGUAAACAAAUACACUAGCGAUAUAUGCAAAUAUGUUUAUCUCUCCAAUUCCAUUCUGACAGCUUGACUUGUUGAUAUUGUGAAUAAGAAAAAUGUUUUCUUUAUUUCUUGUGUUU
Molecule: messenger RNA, 3299 nt
Organism: Lingula anatina
Lineage: Eukaryota; Metazoa; Brachiopoda; Lingulata; Lingulida; Lingulidae
Product: sodium-coupled monocarboxylate transporter 1
Biological process (GO): sodium ion transport; transmembrane transport
Cellular component (GO): membrane
Molecular function (GO): symporter activity
Source: RefSeq, a predicted model, not a curated record